Molecule: messenger RNA, 2271 nt
Organism: Arvicanthis niloticus (Nile rat)
Lineage: Eukaryota; Metazoa; Chordata; Mammalia; Rodentia; Muridae
Source: RefSeq, a predicted model, not a curated record
AUGUUAUCUGUGACCUGGGGCAUGAGGCUAGUGGAAAGACCUGUGGUCCCCAGGGUCCUCCUCUUGCUGUUUGCAAUCUGGCUGUUCCUCCUGGUUCCAGUCCGGUGUCCUCAAGGCCAUCCCACUUGGCGUUACAUCUCAUCGGAGGUGGUUAUUCCUCGGAAGGAGGCCUAUCAUAGCAAGGGAAUUCAAGCACAAAGACGGCUCUCGUAUAGCUUGCGUUUUAGGGGCCAGAGACAUAUCAUCCACCUGAGAAGAAAGACACUUAUUUGGCCCAGACACUUGUUGCUGACAACUCAGGAUGACCAAGGAGCCUUACAGAUGGAUUAUCCUUUUUUCCCUGAAGAUUGUUAUUAUAGUGGCUACCUGGAGGGGAUCCCUGAAUCUAUGGUCACUGUGGAUACUUGUUAUGGGGGCCUGUCAGGGGUCAUGAUGUUGGAUGACCUUGCCUAUGAAAUCAAACCCCUCAAUGAUUCACAGAGGUUUGAACAUGUUGUCUCUCAGAUAGUAGCUGAGUCUGAUGUAACAGGGCCUAUGGAUGCAUGGAAGCACUUGAGUCAUAAUACAGGUCCUCCCUUCUCCAAAAUGGAAUCCGCCGAUGGAACUCCCAGAAUUUCUAGUAAGAACUAUGCUACACAUCCAGCUGCUAUAAAAGGCCAUUUUGCAAUGGCCCAUACUUUAUAUGAUAAUAUAAGCUCUAGCAAUUCGGGUAACUUUAAUAUUGUUGUGGCAUAUUUGUUUAAACUCAUUAGUUUAACGGACACCUUUAUGACCAAAAUUCAUGUGCGGUACUACGUCUUUCUCAUGACUGUGUAUACUGCAGGGGACCCGUUUAUACAUGACUUCAGUGAAUCAGGGGAUGCUCGUAGGUACUAUUAUAGAACCUUCUAUAGUAAUUUUUUUCCUGAUGCAUCAACCUCAGUUGAUGUGGAUAAGCCAUCAGAUGACGAUUUCGUUCCCACAGAAAGAAGUCUAUGUACUCCCUCAGCCUUAAGUUUUGUUGGUCAACAUAAGAGACAUUAUAUAGGUUUAUCUGUUUUCAUUACCAAUCGUAUUGGAAGGCUUUUAGGUUUAAAAUAUGAUGAUGAGAAUUACUGUGUCUGCCAGAGAAGGGCCACCUGCAUUAUGUACAAGAAACCUGAAAUAACAGAUGCGUUCAGCAAUUGUUCUUUUUUGGACAUAAGUGAAAUAGUUAAUACCCCUGAGCUGAUGCCAUGUCUUUACUAUGACCGCCAUGUUUAUUAUAACAUAACACAUACCUAUCGUUAUUGUGGAAACUUCAAAGUAGAUGAAGGUGAACAGUGUGACUGUGGCUCACAUAAGGCAUGCUAUGAAGAUCUCUGCUGUGGAAGUGAUUGCAAGCUCACACCUGGUAGCAUUUGUGAUAAAGAACUAUGCUGUGCAAACUGCACCUUCAGCCCUUCUGGGGUACUCUGCAGACCCAUCCAGAACAUAUGUGAUCUUCCAGAGUACUGUAAGGGGAAUAACUACCUUUGCCCAGAUGACACUUAUCUGCAAGAUGGGACACCAUGCUCAGAAGUGGGUUACUGCUAUCAAGGUAACUGCACUGACCGAGAUGUACAGUGCAAGCAUAUCUUUGGUGUAAGUGCUACAGAUGCUAAUCCUACGUGCUAUGACAUCAACAAAGAAAAAUUUCGAUUUGGACAUUGUACUAGAUUGCCAGAAAGCCUCACAUUCAAUGCUUGCAGUGAGGAAAAUAAGCUGUGUGGAAGGUUGCAGUGUACCAAUGUCACCAAUCUUCCCUUCUUGCAAGAACAUGUUUCAUUCCAUCAGUCGGUUAUCUCUGGGUUUACCUGCUUUGGGCUGGAUGAACAUCGUGGGACAGAAACAACAGAUGUUGGAAUGGUGAGACCUGGUAGCCUGUGCUCCACAACUAAGUUCUGCAAUCAAGGAGCUUGCAGUGGAAGUUUAUCUCAGUUGAAUUACGACUGCACCCCUGAAAAAUGCAAUUUUAAAGGAUUGUGUAAUAAUCAUCGGCAUUGCCAUUGUCAUUUAGGUUGGAAACCUCCGAAUUGCAAGGAAGAGGGACCUAGUGGGAGCACAGAGAGUGGGUCCCCUCCAGUUCGAAGGCGCACAAUAAGCCAGAGCCAAGAACCAGUAGUAUUUUUAAGAAUGCUCCUUGGUCGUGUUUAUCUCUUGCUUGUCUCAUUGCUCUUUGGCAUAGCCACUCGUAUGAGAGUUAUUAAGGUUUAUACGGUUGGAGAAUUGCAAGCUGCUUUACGUUCUGGACCAGGAAGACGACCAAUGUAA